CGAUAAAUACCAAGACAAAUUUAAAUUUGCAUGAAUUUAUGUUUACAUCGUCCCGAAGACUUUGAGUCAUAGUGACAAAACGUUACGACGAUGCGCACCACUACGUUUUGUAAUUCUCUAAACGUAGUGGUACGCGUAGUCUAUAUGUUUCACUUUUUUGCUUCGAGACGAGACGAAAUCGGCGUAAAUACACGAUUCAAGAAAAUUUCCCUAUCCUGGGUUCAUUUCUGUUGUCUAAUCUGGGCUCAUUUCUGUAGAGGACCAUUUUUCCUGAGAGGAAAAGAAAACCUCUCUUUUUCAGCUUGGAAUCACCCUCUUCCUUGAGGAAUCCUUGUUUUCUCUGCCUUCGCUUGUUGGUUGAAUAUUCAAGUUCUCAUAAAUACAGUGACAUAUGAGAGCUGUCUGUAACCGUGAUGAAACCGGUAUUACAGUAGAACCUCGAUUAUCCGUCCUCCCAUUAUCCGUCACCUCCGUUAACCGUCACACCUUUUCAAGGUGGAAAAGUUUUUUUUCCAGUUCAUUUUUCAGUUUAGCAACAUACGAAUAAAGUUGCCAACUAACUUUCAUAAUCAAAAUCAAUUGUGUGCCCCUUGUACAUUCGUACAAUAAGAUUUGAAAUCAGAGGCUUUGCGUUUUCGGUACACUUCUCGUAUAUACAAGAUUGUCCAAUAUUUUGGACAAUGCACCAAAUCUGUUCUCAUAUCUAUUGUAUAUUUUUUACAUCACCUUGUUUUUCAUCAUAAACUAAUUAGAAAGUAUGGAAAUUUGGAUUAUUUUGUUCUAUUUAUAUGAAAGUCUCGAUUGUCUGUCUUUUUCGAUGAUCCGUCAAUGCGCUGGUCCGGUGCCUGACGGAUAAUCGAGGUUCUACUGUAAAAUGAUGAAAGUGUUGUAUGGUAUAAAUUAUGAAAACCAAAAUCCCAAAAGAGAAGUUUGACACUGGUCAGUCGGCAAUUUUGCAUGAUAGAAAAAAUCGACUAUUUCACAUCCGUUACAUCUCCCUUUUGAGUUUUUUUUUCAUUCAAUUCGAACAGAGAAAAAACUUUGAACAAUUCUUUGUUUCGGGAGCCUGGCGAUGUGUUGUUUUGAGAUUUGAGUCUAUGAUACAGGCCAAUCAGUGUCUAUAAGACAACGUCUAUGCUACUGUUCAGGAUUUGUUAUGCCAGUUUAAAAAUAGAUGGACUAGUUUUUGGAAGGAAUUGAGAGCAUAGUCCGUCAAGCGAUUUUGCCUCUGAACAAAUCAUUCCGACCUAUUUCGAUGAACGAAUGAUGAAUGACUGCGUUUUACGCACCUUUUUUUAUAUUGAAUCAUUGAGUCAUAGUUUUCACAGCUGUUUAGCACAUUUUUUCAUUUGAUCUGCGCUUUUCUCCACUCUUGUUGGGCUUUCUACGAUUUUCACUUCUUUUUAUUCGUUUUAUGAUUGUUUUUUUUUUCUCUCUCUCUCUCUUCCUCACAUUCUUACUACUUUUCCUGUUUUUUCCGAGUUCGCAAUGAGAGAAUCUCUCAUGAUGAGAAUCUCAUCUAUCCUUUUCUAAUCAUUCUCUAUUCCUUUUUAUAAUCUCGAUUAUUCUUUAAAUUGUUUGUCUCAAAACGGUUUCCGCUUGUUUUCAAAAUAAACUUCUAUCCUAUUCUUCAUAGCGUUGCUAUGAAUGAUCCUUUAAUUCGAAAUUCGAAUUGCCACAGAAUGGAAAUUAAUGUCUCUAAAAGUUGAUACAAAAAAGUCAUUUCUUCAUUUGUUGUUGUGCAUAAUGCGAACCAUUUUGUUGCUAAUUAGAACACGGUGCAAUGCGUCUCGCAAUCUUAUCAAUGCAAUAGUUUUUCUAAGUUAUUCUAGAUUUCUUCAUUGCUUGCAUGUGAUUUCAAUCAGAAUACGCACAUGGAAGUGCACUUGUUUAAUUUGCGCUUUGACACGAAAUCAAUGCAAAAUUUUCUGUCUGUUACGGUGGUUGUUUUUAUUGUUGUAUUUGGCUCGGGUAAAAAUUGAUUGGGUUCUUGACGAGAAAAUGUGAAUGAGUGAUGUGUGAUUAGAAAGCAAUUAUUGCUAUUGACUUCGAAAUGAGGAGCGGGCGCGCGCGCGCGCGAUAAGACGCAUAAUCAAAUCAAUUUAGGCGGAUUUGUAUGUGUGUGCGUGUGUGACUUCGGAACACCAAAAAUAGCCACCGCGGUAAUAUUUGGUCGGCGAUUAUCUCUCUCGCUCUCUCUCUCUCUCUCUCUCUCGCCCAAUGAUCCGAUUACAGUAUGUGUGAUAAACAGCAAAAUUACUGUGUCGCGAGCUGUUGAUCUGGGACUGCAAUUCAUACGGACGCGGCGCGGUUGUAAACGACCGAACUUGAACCACAUUUUUCUCUCCAUUCAAAAUUGAUUAUAAAUAUUGAGCAUCUUACACUUUGAUACUUGCUCAAUACAUUUUUUGGUUGUGAAGCUGAAUCGCUAUGCUACAGUCUAGCCACAUACUUGCGUUUCAAUCGCAUGUGUUCUGCUUGUUUUUUUUGUUUUUGUUCAUCGGCGGGUUAUCGCCAAAUUUGGCGAAUGUUUUCGAAAUGCAUUUUGACGUGAACAGCGAUAUUUCACACAAGAAUGUUUCGUGUUCGGAUGCGAAGAACACGAACAAAAAAGACCACCGCUUCGAUUACUUUUCAAGCCGGGGUCAAAAUUCGGGGGAGAUUCUUCCCAUCUGCUGACCAUGACAAAUGCGAUGAUAAACGCUUUCUUUUUCAUGUGCAAUGAACUUGAAAUUAACGCGAGGAAUAGACGAAUGUAAUCACAACCACCAUUUGAAGACUUUCAUUUUUUUUUCUCAGAAAAACGCGUUAGCGCGCUUAAAUCAAAACGGUAAAAAAAGCGACAUUCAAAUUCUAUUCAAGGUCAAUAAUAAUAGCAAGAACCACGAAAAAGAUGUAAAAAAUUAUGAACUCACCAAAAACGGAACGAAAUGGCUGUAACGCACUCCAAAUGAAUGAAAUCAAAGAGUGUAACAAAACAAAACUCCAACUUUUGCGUACGUUUAUGUGGUAACUAAACAUAAAUGCGCAAAACUUGUAAAUAAAAGAGAAAAGAAUUGAUGAGAAUUGAGAAUGAAAAACACCGAUUUUUUUUUCAUUCAUAUGCAUAGCAUCAUGUCGAAUGUCCGAAAUAUUGAUUAGAUGUUGGGUUUCAUUUUACAAAUUUCCGUCCAUUGAACCACAUGAUGUAGCGUUGUAUUUGGAUGAGUUACAAAUAGACUAGAAGUCGCUUAAAAAUGGCAUAUCUUGGUUGUCUUCAAAUAGCCGUCAACUCAUUGACCGUUUAAGAGUUGUUUGCAUUUUCGUUCUUGCGUAAAUCCAUCAUAUAUACUCUCAAUUUGCUAGCAGCUCAUGUGUGCGCACAUUUGAUUGCGAGACAUAAAAAAAGGAAUGUGUAAAAAUUGUGUUCCCUACUGAUACGGUAUAGAAUAAUCUCUCAUGUUUCGGAACAACUAACACGGGCCGAUACAAAGCAUCGUACUCUUUCGGAUCGUACGUUGUCGUCGUUCACCGUCAACAAUCGUCCUGCUCGCUCGCAUUUGUUUUCCGAUCGCAGUUUUGACCAGAACAGAACAACAACGAAAGAAGUGAUGCUACACAAAAAUCCGGACGAGCAAAUGUGUAGCGAAUAACAGAAUGAAACGAAACGAAAAAAAAAAUUGUGUACUGACAACAACACGAUGGGGCAAAAAAAUUCAUAUUGCUUCACACAUUUUACAACACACAGCGGCACUUUGGCGCGAUAAACUUUUCAAAAGACAUCGCUCAAUUCGAGGUUAGCAAAACGGCCUGAACGAUGUGAAAACGGGGCGCGCUGCCGUUUCGAAAUAUGCAAACGUUUAGUUGAUCAUUACCGUCGUCUCGAACGUACAAACAAAACGCACGCGCCUCAGCCAUGUCAAACAAAAUUGGCAAAUUGUGAAUCGAUCUAGAAGGACUUUUGACUACUGUUUCAUUUUGAGCUUGUUUCGUCAGUCGGUUAAGAAUUUUUUUUUCUGCAUCGAUCCUUUAGACGUUUUGUCCAAUUGGUUUAGAUAUUUGAGCGUUACGAAUAGUCCAUAGUGUUAUUUUCAAGUGUAACAUCCGUGUUUUGUUUGUGUCAACAAUUUUAGUCCGUGUUUUGUUUGUGAACAAUUUUAGUCCGUGUGUGUGUGUGUGUGUGUGUAUGUCCACCUCAACAAUAUUUAAAUACAUUCCAACCACACAACGAAAGCAAUAAGGACCGAUAAUCUCGAAAAUGUCUGCAAAUAAUUUUGGUGAUGACAGUGAAGUCACAAAUUCAUCGCAGCAAAGUUACGAAUUGUGCGGUGACAAUAAUUACAGUGAAAAUGAUGAUGUGAACACGGAAAGUGAUACAAAAUCGGCGCACAGCAGCUAUUCAAAUGCCACAUAUAGUGCCACAUACAGUGGCAAUGAUGUAGUCAUCAAUCAAAUUGACAAUGAGCAUUUUACUGACCAUAAUAUUGAUGAUAACAGCAUUAGAAAGCCGCGUCCAUUGCGAAAGACAUGCUGCACUAUCAUCACAUUAUUGAUUGGGUUAUUACUUUUCGCCUGGGGCCUUGUCACAUUGGCCGUACCAAUUUAUGAUUUUGUGCUGGUUCAACGACUGAGAAUGCAGCCAGGACUACCGCCUUAUGAAGAAUGGGUUAUCCCAACGCCUGAGGUACGGUUAAGCGUUUACAUUUUUUCCGUUGAAAAUCCAGACACUUUUUUGGAUGGCACCGAUGAAAAACUUCGCCUCAUCGAAAUCGGACCCAUUGUCUAUCGUGAAAUUCUUCAUCAUGAAAAUGUUAAAUUCCAUGAAAAUUCCACGCUGUCAUACUCGGCCAAUCGAUGGGUCGAAUUUCUUGAGGAUCAAAAUGAACCCGGCAUCCUUCAACGCGUCAUUCUGGUGCCGAAUUUUGUACUUUUGGCGACUGCUGCAUCUCUCAAUGAAAACUGGAUCAAGAAAUUGGGUUUCAACUCGAUGCUGGGUGAUGAAGAUACAGUAUUCUUGAAUAUGACCGUUUUCGAUUAUUUGUGGUUCUAUCGAAGCAGUGUAAUACAACGCGUUCAAAAUAUUGCAUCAUUUUUAGUACCGACCAACAACAGUGGAUGCUUGCAUCAGAUUUAUGCUGAUUUCAAUGAUCGUUACAACGUUCGAAUUGGUCCGGGAUACGGAGCCAAGGACUUCUUUGAGAUAACAUCUGUGAAUGGAAAAACGGUUGUUCCCGGUUUCGAUGUGGCUCACGGUGAAUGUAAUGCUUCGAUUAUCGGUUCAACGGAGGGAGCAUUGUACAGAAAUCACUUGACUGAGGACUCAGUGCUUUGGUAUUGGCGUAAACCACUUUGUCGAAAAGUGCCGCUGUACUUCGAAAAAAAAGUGCAAAAAGGACCAUUUGAAGCGUACAGAUAUAUCUUACGUGAAGAUGUGUACGAUCGUUUUGAAAACGAAACCUUAGACUGCUAUAAAGGUUCCUUCCAACUGCUUCCCGAUGGAUUGAGCGACGUUUCCAAAUGCUUUUUCGAUAUGCCCUUUGCUGCGUCAAAUCCACACUUCUAUGGCCGAUAUCCGAAUGCGUUGACAAAUAAAUUAGAAGGUUUCAAACCGAUUCGGGAGCGCCAUCAAAGUUUUAUCAUCGUGGAACCGAUUAUGGGAGUGCCGAUCGAUCAGAGUGCACGCUCUCAAAGCAAUGUCAUCAUUCCAGAUUUGUACGGAUUCAACGAUAAAAUUCAACGUUUCAGCAAUAUGGCACUUCCGACAUUCUGGGUGGAAUAUCAUCAGCGUCAACUGACGCAAAGCAUUGAGAAUUUAUUGUAUUUCACGUUAUUCGUGUUGCCAGUGUUACAGUACGUGAUAACGGCCGUUUUGCUUCUGGUCGGGGUCAUGUGUUUGACCAUUGGAGUAUUGCGUUGUAUGCCACCGAACGAAGAAAAGCACCAAAAUUCACCGCAAAGUAGUCCAUCAUCGAAAUUUGGCACUAACUGUAAAUUACACGAGGCUGAAAUAACAUGGAAUUUUAAAUAGAUUUAAGCAAAAAAAAAGGAAAGAAAAAGACAAACGACAAAAAAUCAAAAUUAAAUUUUUUCUAUCAAGACUAUUAAAAAUGUCAUCGCAAGUAAUUAUUAAGAUGAAAAACUUAUGUCAUUCCAAGAAGAAUUAUUUUUAGUAAUGAUUUUUUUUUAAAUAAUUGUUUUAAUAAAACAAAACAGAUUGGUCAACCAUAUAUACUAAAAACAAAUCCAAAACCCAAAAUUGUUUUAAUUUUUUUUUAUUUAAUUUAUUCGAUUUUGAAACAAAAACAAUUUUCUUUCCAUUUUUCGUAAUAAAAAUAGCAUAUUAAUUACAGGCUUACAUGAUAAUAAUAAUUUAAAAAUUCAAUGUUA
This is a messenger RNA of Sitodiplosis mosellana (orange wheat blossom midge), 6366 nucleotides long. Its product is annotated as scavenger receptor class B member 1-like. Gene Ontology annotation, molecular function: scavenger receptor activity. The transcript is spliced from 7 exons. NCBI's taxonomy places the organism in Eukaryota, Metazoa, Arthropoda, Insecta, Diptera, Cecidomyiidae. Bases 4238 to 6007 code for a protein of 589 amino acids. Gene Ontology annotation, cellular component: membrane; cytoplasm. The record is from RefSeq and is a predicted model, not a curated record.